Arabis nemorensis is the source of this 612-nucleotide messenger RNA. Lineage: Eukaryota; Viridiplantae; Streptophyta; Magnoliopsida; Brassicales; Brassicaceae. The record is from the annotation of a GenBank genome assembly.
AUGUUCAGACAAGCUUCUCGCCUCCUCUCCCGAUCUGUCGCCGUCGCAUCGUCUAAAUCGGUGACGUCUCGUGCCUUUUCAACGGAACUUCCGUCGACACUCGAUUCGACUUUCGUCGAGGCAUGGAAGAAAGUCGCACCGAACAUGGACCCACCUCAGACUCCUUCUUCCUUCAUGAAACCUCGUCCUUCGACUCCUUCUUCUAUUCCGACCAAGCUCACCGUCAAUUUUGUCCUACCUUACGCAUCUGAGCUUUCCGGGAAAGAGGUCGACAUGGUCAUCAUCCCUGCAUCGACAGGUCAAAUGGGUGUUUUGCCCGGACACGUUCCAACAAUCGCUGAGCUGAAACCUGGUAUCAUGUCCGUCCACGAAGGCACUGAUGUGAAGAAAUACUUUGUAAGCAGUGGUUUUGCAUUCCUCCACGCAAAUUCAGUUGCUGACAUUAUUGCGAUUGAGGCCGUGCCGCUUGAACAAAUUGACCCUAGCCAAGUCCAAAAGGGUUUAGCUGAGUUCACACAGAAACUUGCUUCUGCCACAACAGAUCUUGAGAAAGCAGAAGCACAGAUUGGUGUUGAGGUUCACAGUGCUAUCAAUGCAGCUCUCUCGGGCUAA